GACCCGGAUCUUGACCCGGACCCGCUUUUUCUUCGGUUCCGAUCUGGUUUCUUGACAAUGGCGUCAGAAGCUUCGCCUUCUUCUUCCGCGACCAGAUCGGAGCCACCCAAAGACUCUACUACGGCGGAGGAGGAGAGAGGUCCAGCUUCUAAGGAAGUAUCAGAAGUAAUAGAAUCGCUAAAGAAGAAACUUGCAGCUGAUAGGUGUAUAUCAAUAAAGAAAAGGAUUGAUGAAAACAAUAAGAAUUUGUGUGGUAUUACUCAAAGCUUUAUGAGGUCGUCAAUGGAAAGAGGAGGUGGUUGUAAAGAUGGUAGUAAUCUUUUAGUUAAGAGGCAAAGAGAUUCGCCUGGGAUGAAAAGCGGAAUCGAUGAAAGUAGUAAUAACCACAGAUUCGUUGAAGAUGGACCUGCCAAUUCUGGAAUGGUUCAAGGAUCUAGUGUCCCUGUUAAAAUUUCCUUACGCCCUAUCAAAAUGCCUGAUAUCAAACGGUUGUCACCUUAUACCACAUGGGUUUUUCUGGAUAGAAAUCAAAGAAUGACUGAAGACCAGUCUGUAGUGGGUCGAAGGAGAAUUUAUUAUGAUCAAACUGGCGGAGAAGCGCUCAUCUGCAGUGAUAGUGAAGAGGAGGCGAUUGACGACGAAGAAGAAAAAAGAGAUUUUUUGGAGCCUGAAGAUUAUAUUAUUCGCAUGACCCUUGAGCAACUAGGUCUUUCAGACUCCGUCCUGGAGGAACUAGCAAAUUUCUUGUCUAGAAGUACUAGUGAAAUCAAGGUAUCAGCUACUUUUUCUCUGCCUAUUGCUGGAAAUCCAAUUAGUAUUGUUCCAGCCCUUUCCCAAUUGGCUUUUUGCAGAGAUAUGAUCACCGACCAUCUUAUACAGGCAAGACAUGGAGUGCUUAUGAAGGAAAAAGAAGUAUCCGAGAGUGGCGAUAAUCAAGCAGAGAGCUCCCUUCUCAACAAAGAUAUGGAAGGAGCAUUAGAUUCUUUCGAUAACCUGUUUUGCCGUAGAUGCCUUGUAUUUGAUUGCCGGCUGCACGGGUGUUCACAGGAUCUUAUUUUUCCUGCUGAGAAACCAGCUCCAUGGUGUCCUCCUGUAGAUGAAAAUCUAACCUGUGGUGCAAACUGCUAUAAAACGCUUCUCAAGUCUGAAAGAAUUCGGGGAUAUGGCACCAUUGAAGAUAAAACUGGCACUUCAUCAGAUGGUGCAGGUACUAAAACCACAUCCAGCAAACUUAAUGGGAGAAAACCCAAGACCUUCCCAAGUGAAAGUGCAUCGUCUAAUGAAAAGUGCACACCAGAAACAAGUGACUCAGAGAACGGACUACAGCAGGAUACCAAUUCCGAUAAAGUUUCAUCAUCGCCAAAGGUGAAAGGUAGUGGGAGACGUGGAGGUCGUAAGAGGAACAACAACCGAGUCGCUGAGCGAGUUCCUCGUAAGACUCAGAAGAGGCAGAAGAAGACAGAAGCCUCAGAUAGUGAUUCCAUCGCCAGUGGAAGCUGUUCACCGAGCAAUGCAAAACAUAAAGAUAAUGAAGAUGCUACUUCCUCUUCUCAGAAGCAUGUGAAAUCUGGGAACUCUGGGAAGUCAAGGAAGAAUGGCACUCCUGCAGAAGACUCCAAGAAUCCUGUGAAGGAUGACGAUCCUGUUUGCCAGUCAGAUAAGAUUACGUCUGAGCUUGAUGCACCGUGUAGUGAUGAAAGUCUAAGGAAAGAAGAGUUUGUGGGUGAAAAUGUAUGUCGAGCAAGAUUGGCUACAAAUAAAUUGUGGAGACCACUUGAGAAAAGCCUUUUUGAUAAAGGUGUUGAGAUUUUUGGAAUGAAUAGCUGCUUGAUUGCUAGAAACCUUUUGAGUGGUUUCAAGUCAUGUUGGGAGGUCUUCCAAUACAUGACUUGCUCGGAAAAUAAAGCUUCCUUCUUUGGAGGUGAUGCAUUGAAUCCUGAUGGCUCUUCCAAGUUCGAUAUCAAUGGAAAUAUGGUUAAUAACCAAGUGAGGAGAAGGUCAAGAUUUCUACGUAGGAGAGGCAAAGUGCGUCGCUUGAAGUAUACUUGGAAGUCUGCUGCAUAUCAUUCAAUUAGGAAAAGAAUUACUGAGAGGAAAGACCAGCCCUGCCGUCAGUUUAAUCCAUGCAACUGCAAAAUUGCUUGUGGGAAGGAAUGUCCUUGUUUGCUAAACGGGACUUGCUGCGAGAAGUACUGCGGUUGCCCAAAGAGCUGCAAGAAUAGGUUUAGAGGUUGUCAUUGUGCCAAAAGUCAGUGUCGAAGCCGUCAAUGUCCAUGCUUUGCUGCAGAUCGGGAAUGUGACCCAGAUGUUUGUAGGAACUGCUGGGUCAUUGGUGGGGAUGGUUCGCUUGGGGUCCCAAGCCAAAGAGGCGAUAAUUAUGAGUGCAGGAAUAUGAAAUUGCUCCUGAAACAACAACAAAGGGUUUUACUUGGAAUAUCUGAUGUUUCUGGUUGGGGAGCUUUCUUAAAGAACAGUGUAAGUAAGCAUGAAUACCUUGGGGAAUACACAGGAGAGCUGAUCUCACAUAAAGAAGCAGAUAAACGCGGGAAGAUAUAUGAUCGCGAGAACUCCUCUUUUCUCUUCAAUCUAAACGAUCAGUUUGUGCUUGAUGCUUACAGGAAAGGAGACAAACUUAAAUUUGCCAACCAUUCUCCUGAACCUAACUGUUACGCAAAGGUCAUUAUGGUUGCUGGAGAUCACAGGGUGGGGAUCUUCGCAAAAGAGAGGAUACUGGCUGGAGAAGAACUAUUUUACGAUUACCGGUAUGAGCCAGAUCGAGCUCCAGCUUGGGCCAAAAAACCUGAAGCUCCGGGUUCGAAGAAAGACGAAAAUGUUACACCUUCUGUUGGUAGACCCAAGAAGCUUGCUUAGCAACAAAAGAAACAACAAUUUUUUGU
Arabidopsis arenosa is the source of this 2897-nucleotide messenger RNA. Lineage: Eukaryota; Viridiplantae; Streptophyta; Magnoliopsida; Brassicales; Brassicaceae. The record is from the annotation of a GenBank genome assembly.